Messenger RNA from Lactuca virosa, 210 nucleotides. NCBI's taxonomy places the organism in Eukaryota, Viridiplantae, Streptophyta, Magnoliopsida, Asterales, Asteraceae. The record is from the annotation of a GenBank genome assembly.
AUGGAGAUCUUAAAAGAACUUGAAGGUGUUCAUGUGAUCAAAGGACCUGAUCCAAGUUAUAAUGACAUUUGCUUGUCGUGUGCUGGAAGCUCUCGAAAACUUUCCCAUCUGUUGAUAUGUUUUUUGGGAAGGGACAAAAGCUGUCAUUAUCCCCUGAAAACUACUUGUUCAGGGUUGAAUGUGGAACAUAUUUCUUUGGAUGAAGACUAA